AUGGCAGAUACAUCGGUUGCUGAGCCAUCAGCUCCCAUUUCCAACACCACUCCCGAAACCCUUGAGCCCAAUGCCGAAGACAUGACUGUGGCAACAACCGGCGCCGCAGAUGACACUCUGCAAGGAGAUCAGCAACUCCAGCCGGUCAAAAAGACCAAAAUUAUUCGCAGGAAGAAACGCCCUGCGAGGAUACAAGUCGACGCCUCGACCAUCAAAGCAGAGCCUGCACAGCAGCCCGGACUCGAUUAUAAUAUUUGGUACAACAAAAGCGGCGACAACGACGACAAAUAUGGCCUCAGCCAACCCGCACCUGGUCGCUGCAAUAUUGCGCGUGACUCGGGAUAUACUCGCGCUGAUCGCAUUCCGGGCUCAUUUUUCUGCAUACAUUUUGCGCGUGGUGUUUGCGUGAAAGGUCAGGACUGCGAAUACCUUCAUCGUCUACCGACGAUUCAUGAUAUGAAGAGACAAGCACAGCGAUUACAAGGAAGUGCGUAUCAUGUCUUUGAUAUGUCCGGAGUAGGCUCGUUCACACGCCAAAACAGGACAAUCUACGUUGGCCGGAUCACAGUUACCGAUGAUAUCGAGGAAGUGUGCUCAAGGCAUUUUGCCGAAUGGGGUCAAAUCGAAAGAACAAGAGUACUUACCGGACGGGGCGUGGCUUUUGUGACCUACUCGUCAGAAAGUAACGCGCAGUUUGCUCUAGUUGCGAUGGCAAACCAGAGUUUGGACCAUGAGGAAAUUCUUAAUGUACGAUGGGCAACAGUCGACCCUAACCCAAUGGCACAGAAGCGCGAGGCACGCCGGUUAGAAGAACAAGCUGCCGAGGCUGUGCGCCGCGCUCUUCCCGCAGCUUUUGUAGCGGAGAUCGAAGGCCGAGAUCCCGAGGCUAAGAAGCGGAAGAAGAUCGAAGGCACUUUCGGACUGCAGGGUUAUGACGUUCCAGAUGAUGUGUGGCAUGCCAGAACCCGUCAACUGGAGGAUGCGAGCCAGGUCGCUCGGCUAGAGGCACCUGAACAACCGAUGAUGAUCGAGUCUGCUUCGGUCCCGGCACAGGAGCAGCAGCCACAGAGUAAUGGCAUAUUCUCCAGCUCUGCCGUUGCAGCCCUACAGAGUCUUAACGGCGGAAGAGUAACCACCCAGGCGCCUAAGGCUACCGGUGGAGCGUUAGUCGCCUACGGCAGCGACGAUGAGAGUGACUGA
Molecule: messenger RNA, 1200 nt
Organism: Penicillium egyptiacum
Lineage: Eukaryota; Fungi; Ascomycota; Eurotiomycetes; Eurotiales; Aspergillaceae
Source: the annotation of a GenBank genome assembly